AUGGUCCGAAACAACAACAGCAACAGAAACAUGUUGUCCCCUCAGGUUUUGGUCCAGGUUGAGGAUCUCCUUAUGGCCCCUACCCCACCUUCAGUCUCCUCCUCCACAGCCUCAGCUCCACCGCAGCUGCCAUACCAAAACCACCGCAAUCCAGCUUCUCCGGUCAAGCCUUUGGCCGAGAAACGUGCCGUUACAGUCACAGUCUCUACUGUCUCUAAAGGCCCAAGGCAUGAGGAAGGAGACAACAAUUAUUCCAUCACUACUGUAACAACUACUACAGCAAACAAAACCACAACUUUGAUCAACCUCAAUGAGGACCCCUCCAACCUUGAUGAUGGAUUGUGUGGGACCCCAUCCCCACAAAGAGCUGGUCCUACUACGAGUAUGAUGCCACGCUUGCUGCCCCCUACUGUUGAAAGGGAGAUGAAUCCACAGGAGGUCGUGGGUGCUGGCACAACUGAGGCAAGAGCUAUGGCGGGCUACAAUCAGCAACAGCGAAGGGGAUGUUCCUCCUCUUCUUCUUCCUCAUGUUUGUCAAAGGGAGAAGGAAGUUGGUUGGCUCUGUCCACUCCCAACCCUGCUCACAGUGGUUCUAACCGUGGAUAA
Ilex paraguariensis (yerba mate) is the source of this 606-nucleotide messenger RNA. Lineage: Eukaryota; Viridiplantae; Streptophyta; Magnoliopsida; Aquifoliales; Aquifoliaceae. The record is from the annotation of a GenBank genome assembly.